Molecule: messenger RNA, 1445 nt
Organism: Fundulus heteroclitus (mummichog)
Lineage: Eukaryota; Metazoa; Chordata; Actinopteri; Cyprinodontiformes; Fundulidae
Product: zinc finger protein OZF-like
Exons: 2
Source: RefSeq, a predicted model, not a curated record
GUGGACAAAGAUUUAGCCAAAAACCUACUUUAAACACACACAUGAGAAUCCACACUGGACAGAAGCCUUUCUCUUGCGAUCUAUGUGGACAAAGAUUUGGCCAAAAAUCUAGUUUAAACAUACACCUGAGAAUCCACACAGGAGAGAAGCCUUUUUGCUGUGAUCUAUGUAAAAAAAGAUUUAGCCAAAAACCUACUUUAAACACACACAUGAGAAUCCACACAGGACAGAAGCCUUUCUCUUGCGAUCUAUGUGGACAAAGGUUUAGCCGAAAAACAAUUUUAAACGUACAUAUGAGAACUCACACAGGACAGAAGCCUUUCUCUUGUGAUCUAUGUGGACAAAGAUUUAGCCAAAAAUCUAGUUUAAACAUACACCUGAGAAUCCACACAGGAGAGAAGCCUUUUUGCUGUGAUCUAUGUAAAAAAAGGUUUGUUGAAAGAGCACAUUUAAACAGUCACAUGAGAAUCCACACAGGAGUGAAGCCUUUUUGCUGUGAUCUAUGUGGACAAAGAUUUAGCCACAAAUCAACUUUAAGCAAUCACAAGAGAAUCCACACAGGAGAGAAGCCUUUCUGCUGUGAUCUGUGUGGAAAAAGGUUUAGCCAAAAAACAAUUUUAAACGUACAUAUGAGAACUCACACAGGACAGAAGCCUUUCUGUUGUGAUCUAUGUGGACAAAGAUUUAGCCAAAAACCUACUUUAAACACACACAUGAGAAUCCACACUGGACAGAAGCCUUUCUCUUGUGAUCUAUGUGGACAAAGAUUUGGCCAAAAAUCUAGUUUAAACAUACACCUGAGAAUCCACACAGGAGAGAAGCCUUUUUGCUGUGAUCUAUGUAAAAAAAGGUUUGUUGAAAGAGCACAUUUAAACAGUCACAUGAGAAUCCACACAGGAGUGAAGCCUUUUUGCUGUGAUCUAUGUGGACAAAGAUUUAGCCAAAAACCUACUUUAAACACACACAUGAGAAUCCACACAGGACAGAAGCCUUUCUCUUGCGAUCUAUGUGGACAAAGGUUUAGCCGAAAAACAAUUUUAAACGUACAUAUGAGAACUCACACAGGACAGAAGCCUUUCUCUUGUGAUCUAUGUGGACAAAGAUUUAGCCAAAAAUCUAGUUUAAACAUACACCUGAGAAUCCACACAGGAGAGAAGCCUUUUUGCUGUGAUCUAUGUAAAAAAAGGUUUGUUGAAAGAGCACAUUUAAACAGUCACAUGAGAAUCCACACAGGAGUGAAGCCUUUUUGCUGUGAUCUAUGUGGACAAAGAUUUAGCCACAAAUCAACUUUAAGCAAUCACAAGAGAAUCCACACAGGAGAGAAGCCUUUCUGCUGUGAUCUGUGUGGAAAAAGGUUUAGCCAAAAAACAAUUUUAAACGUACAUAUGAGAACUCACACAGGACAGAAGCCUUUCUGUUGUGAUCUAUGUGGACAAAGAUUUAGC